This is a messenger RNA of Vollenhovia emeryi, 2164 nucleotides long. RefSeq names its product odorant receptor 82a-like. Gene Ontology annotation, cellular component: plasma membrane. Gene Ontology annotation, biological process: sensory perception of smell; detection of chemical stimulus involved in sensory perception of smell. Lineage: Eukaryota; Metazoa; Arthropoda; Insecta; Hymenoptera; Formicidae. The coding region runs from base 402 to 1472 and encodes 356 amino acids. The record is from RefSeq and is a predicted model, not a curated record. Gene Ontology annotation, molecular function: odorant binding; olfactory receptor activity. The transcript is spliced from 4 exons.
CUCAUUCUAUAAUUUCUGAAAAACUUAAAAAUCUUUUUCAAAUCUUAUAAGAUUACGUCCUGAAAUUAUUGAAUGAGAAACAGAAUGUUUCAGAAUUCAUACACGUGAAAAGUUCUAAAAGAGACAAACUUUCUCCGCAUUUGCGAAAAGUGUACCAAUUUGUAUAAAAAAAUCUGAAAAAUUGUGAAAUUUACAUAAAAAUUAUGAAACAUUGUAUGAAAAAUUCUGACCAGAAACAUUUUUACGAGUAUAUUUCGCUUAUUGUUAGCUAAAGAUCACAUUCAUCCAAAUCGUAUCGUUUGCACGCCAGCGGCGUCUGUUAAUCAUCUCAAUUAUCACUUCGCAAUUGUUGCAGGUAAUCGAGAUCAGUAAGGCUGUUUAACAGCGAAGAUCGACGGAGGAUGAUCCGCACGAGACCGUCAGAAUCGGACGACGAGGGAGAGACCGGUAGCUUCGAUCGCGCCAUCGCGAUAACUCGCUACGGGAUGCGGCUGCUGGGCUUCUGGCCGCAGGACACGCGGCUCCUCUGCGAUUUACGGUGCGGCGCGAUCUUCCUGCUGACCGGCUUCUUCAUGUUCCCCGCGGCCGCGCAAACGUACACCGUGGUGUACACGGUGACGGAUUGGAACUCGGUGCUGCGCCAGGCCCUCCGCAUGGUCCCGAUAAUCCCGCUCUUGGCGAGAUUCGUCUUCAUGAAGGUGAUGGCCGGCAACUUCCGGCUCGUUCUCCGUACGAUGACCGCCGACUGGGUGGACUAUCGCUAUCUGGCCAGGUCGGGCCGACGGGUCAUGGUCUACUAUGCUAACAGAGGCAGGCGGUUCAGCAUACUUAGCACCGCGCUUCUGAUGCUGUCUGUAACGGGAUUCAUGUUAACACCGGUCAUGAACAUGUGGCGCGGCGAUAGUCCCUGGAACGCGACGACCAGGACUUUACCUCACGAAGGACUCUAUCCCUUCCGCAACAAAGAGUCGCCCGCGUACGAGAUCCUGUACGUCGCGCAAUCGUUCAUAAUGUUCCUUGGCGCGACAGCACUGGCCACCGUGGACUGCUUCCUGUACAUCAUCGUGUUUCACGUGUGCGGGCAGUUCGACAUACUCGCCGCAAUCUUGAAACAGUACGACGGCUCCGUCAGACGUCACCACGCGAAAGACGCUUGCAACUGCAUCUGCCUCUCGUGCAUCGUGAAGCGACACGUGCACGUUCUGAGCUACGUGGACAUCAUAGAAAAGUCCUUCCGUGACUUCCUCCUUUUACAGUUACUGACUUACUGGAUUUGCCUGAUUUUACAGGGACGCGAACUUAUCUUGCAAGUUCGACACAGUAACAUUCACGGUAUUAUUACGACCAUUUUAUACGUGCUUACGAUUAUGUACUACAUUUUCAUAUACUGCUACGUCAGCGAGUGCAUCAUCGAAAAGGUAACUCGCGGAAAGAAGGCAGAAUUCUAUAUAUUUCUUAAUAAUAAAACGUGAUUUUGUGCCGACGAAGAGCGAAAAUAUCGGAACGAUAGCGCACGAUCUGGAGUGGCAGCGUUUCCCACGGGAUCCCAAUCUGCCUAUUAUAGUAGGACGCACGAUGAUACCUUGCAGACUCACCGCGGGAAGGUGUCUUACCUUAUCCUUCCCUUGCUACACCACGGUAAGCAAUUUCGCGAUCCUUCCUGAGUGUUUCAGAUCAUCCCGGUGUAUAUUAAUCCUUCUUGUCGUAUGUUUUCAGAUUCUGACGACGACGAUCUCGUACAUAUCCGUCCUCGCGGCAUUCAAAUGAACGAACCUUCAUCGACAAACGACGUUUGGUAUUUCUUCGUAAAUGUUACAUACGUUAAGUACGAAGGUAUUUUUUUGGAAUAAACAAACUCGUUGCGAAGGGGGAAACGAUAAGUGCGUGUGGGUUUUCAGAUAGCGACUAAAUGGGCACGAUCCUGCCCUAGUAGUACAAUAUAUCGGCGCAAUAUUGGGAAAUAAUGUAAAUCUAGUAUACUCAAUGUUGGUCUAAUAUUGCAAGAUGGACACCUCCUCUUAUUUAGCCAAUGUAUCUAUUUAGCGAUAUUGAUUUAAUAUCGUAUGAAUGUUAGACCAAAUAGCUCGUAUUUUGAAUCCUCUUUUGUCGACAAAAGCACCUCUAAAAGCGGUUUUGGAGUCGCUUCUAUUGAUGAAAGAGGGUU